Belonocnema kinseyi is the source of this 1174-nucleotide messenger RNA. RefSeq lists its product as uncharacterized. Bases 49 to 735 code for a protein of 228 amino acids. The transcript has 5 exons. The record is from RefSeq and is a predicted model, not a curated record. Lineage: Eukaryota; Metazoa; Arthropoda; Insecta; Hymenoptera; Cynipidae.
ACAAUUCGUAAACAAAAGAUCAACGAGGACGCCAACCGGAGGGCGGACAUGUUGCUUCUCAGAAAAAAGACAAAAAUGUUGCGGUUCAUAAUUCUGGGAGCGUUCGUCGCUCUUUCUUCGGCACAAUUUCAACCUCAACCUGCUGGAAGAGUUCUAGAACCGCCUAUUCCAACUCUAUGUGCCCAAAGAAACAUUCAUGAACGUUUCAAUGGCAAGGGUUACUACUACUCAUGGGCAGAUCCAAGGACAAGUGGACAAGAAGUAGACUGGCUUUCUGGCAGAAAUUUCUGCAGACAACGUUGUAUGGACCUUGUUUCUCUAGAAACUUCAGCUGAGAACGAGUUUAUCAAGAGCCGCCUCGUACAGAACAAGGUCAAGUACAUCUGGACUUCUGGGCGCCUUUGUGACUUCAAGGGCUGUGACAGACCCGACCUUCAACCUCUUCACAUCAACGGAUGGUUCUGGACUGCUGAACUUCAAAAAUUGGCACCAACCAACGAUCGCAGUCAGAACGAUUGGUCCGAAAGUGGAGGUAUUGGAAAACCCCAACCAGACAACCGUGAAGCAAUUCAAGGAGGAGCUCCCGAAAACUGUUUGGCUCUUCUUAACCAGUUUUACAACGAUGGUGUUAAUUGGCACGACGUUGCUUGCCAUCACAAAAAGCCAUGGGUUUGCGAGGAAAAUGAUUCCCUUUUGAAAUACGUGCGUUUCACCAACCCCAACAUUCGUCUUUAAAUUUCUAUUAGUUUAAGACUUUGAAAAUAUUCUCAAAAUUCAUUCAAGAACGGACACUUGCAGAACGAUUGAUGAAAGAUUUGUUAAAAAAAAAACAACAACAAAAAAACAACAAGAACAGAUAACUGGUUUAAAGAUUAUAAAACUGAUAACUGAAGUUCAAAUAUCGAGUAAGAAAGCCACAUAAUUAAGAGAAGUGACUGAGUAGUUUGUACGAACAUUGUAUUUAUUGCAAAGGUGACAUCGAUAAUUUUUUUUGCAUUAUUUUCUAUAAUGCAUAACGACUUUUGUUGACUUCUUUCUUCACAUAACUGAGUAAGGUAGACAAAUAGGUUUGUAACCGUCGACUAAAUGGAGUAUUUAUGUUGUAUGUGUGCUGUAUUGAGUUGUACUUUUCUGUAUGAUUUCUCAGAACAAAUAUAUUUUCUUUUUUAAGGUA